Chlamydomonas reinhardtii is the source of this 5471-nucleotide messenger RNA. RefSeq lists its product as uncharacterized. The record is from RefSeq and is a predicted model, not a curated record. Lineage: Eukaryota; Viridiplantae; Chlorophyta; Chlorophyceae; Chlamydomonadales; Chlamydomonadaceae. Gene Ontology annotation, biological process: ceramide biosynthetic process; sphingolipid catabolic process. Gene Ontology annotation, cellular component: cell periphery; endoplasmic reticulum; membrane. Gene Ontology annotation, molecular function: glycerophospholipase activity. The coding region runs from base 267 to 4526 and encodes 1419 amino acids. The transcript is spliced from 4 exons.
GAUGCCUGAGUACAAUGUAUUAACAUCUAGUUGUUCGAAAGUGACCCCCUUUGAAAGCGACCGUCUUUUCGGCGCGGCAAGGUUCCUUUUCGGUUGCCCGAGGGAUCAUCUAGCGAGGUGCCAUACGGAUUGUGGCACCUGCGCAUCAGUAUUGUAAGGCAACUAGGAACGAGAGAGAGAAAUGGAAAUGGGUGCGGCGUUGUGUCGUCGCGCAAGGCCUGGCAUGAUACUCGUUGAUUAGAAGCAAACAGAGUGCACGUAGCGUGAUGGAGCCUCACGGCAACGCCAACGUGGGCGUUCUCGGCCCGCAACCAACCGGGUUGCUGGGACAGCCUGGGACCCGCCCCGGAUCCGGCCCCGACCGGCCCGGCCCACCGCUGCCGAUGGGCACACUCUCCAGCUCGAGCCAAGGGCCCGGGAGUAGCUCCCCCCGCGCGCUGGACGAUGACAGUGCUGCGGAGUGGGAAACGCCUGCUGGCCAGCCCUGGCGCUGCAGCGCUUCAGGGGCUCAGCCGCAGCCGGAGCAGCUGGAGGCAGCUAGCCCAGCCUCGCCGGCGGGGCAGCGUGGUUCUGCCUGCGAGAAAGUGGUCCGACAGCUGUUUAGUCCUGAUGUAUCGCAUGCUGAGCCGUCACCGUCGCAGACGCCGGCUGCGGCGCUGGAGUAUUCCUGGCCGCAGCCUGGCGCAGAUGCGGUGCAGCGCCGUGCCACCAGCACACCGCGCACCAGCCAGCACCACCAGCUGCACCAGCUGCCGCGGCGGCCACAGUCACAGCCGCGAUCCCUGCGGCAUUGCGCACAAGGCCCCAAGGCGGUGGCGCCGCUACGGGACGCUCAGGAGCUGCUUUGUAUGGCAGGGCAUGCAGACGACCCGUCCCGGAUCUGGACGACGGAUGUGGUCCAGCACAUGUCCCGCUUCCUACCCCACAACGACCUCCCCGCCACGCUACGCCUCGUCAACCGCACACUGGCACAGCAGCUGAAGCAGCCCCAGCACACCACCAUCCGCCUCUCCCACGCCUGCCCGACGCACGCUUUCGAGCGGCACUGGGCCGCGCCGGGCGCCACAGCCGGCCUCCGGCUGCAUGACCGCCGGCGGCUGCUGCGCCUGACAGCGCGCAGUGACGUGAUCGAGAACCUGGACAUCGCCAUUGCAGCUGCCGACUGCUGCCUGGCGGUUGAAGUGCUGGCGGCAGCGGCGGGCGCGAACCGCCUGGCGGUGGCGGAGCACCUGCGGGCGCGGCACGGUGUGCCGCUGGGCGGCGAGGUGCUGGUGGCGGCGGCGGGCGCGGGGCGGGCGGCCAUGGUCGACUGGAGCCUGGUGCAGGGCUGCACGUCGGACAAGGCCGCAGCAGCGGCCGCCAAGCAUGGGCAUCGGGCCGUCCUGGACCGGCUGCUGGGCCGUACAGCCGCCGAGGGUGGCGCGGUGCUGCCCGCGUCGCCGCCACCUGGUCGGGUGGACGUGGGCGCGCUGUUGGAGGGCGCCGCGCGGGGCAUGCCGCUUGCGGUGCUGCAACAGCUGCAUACGGAGCACAGCGUGCGCGCGGCGGAGCGAAGGGCGGCCGGCGGUGGCGCGGAGGGCAAUGGAGCCGCGGCAGGUGGCGAUGGCGCAGGUGCGGCGGCCGCAGCCAAUGCCGACGGUGGCGCAGGUGGCGGGGCCGUCGUCCGGAUGCCGCUCCUAAGCACGCGGGAGCAGGUGAAGAUUGUGGAGGCAGCGGCGGCGAGCCCGGCAGUACUUGCGGCGUCCAUUUCUGCGCCGUCAGCUGUGGCAGCAGCAUAUGUGGCGGCCUCUUCCGCAGCCGAUGAGGAGCCCGGAGACGCAGCGGGGUCUGCUGAACGCACGGGUGCGGCGGCUGAAGUGCCAUUGGUGGCCUGGGUGGCCAGCGCAAGUGCGGCGGUCAGUGCGCCGCAUGUGUCGGUGCCCCUCACGGACGAUGGGGAUGAGUAUGCAACUGCCGCGCAACAGCAGUCGGCAACUGCAGACAGACCUGCGGGCGGCAUCGCUGAUCCGCAUUCGGCCGCUGUCGAGGCAGCACGCGAGGAUGCAAUGGAGGCGGAGGCGGCAGCGGACGACGUCGCGGGCUCGGCCGCUGCAGAGCCAAGCCCAGCGGUUGCCCCUUCCCCAGUGCCAACCACCGAAGUUGCUUUGACUUUGCCGGCAGAAGCAGAGCCAGCCUGGCGCGCAAAGCUGAAGUGGCUGGAGUCGCAGCAGUACCCAAAGCCGGCUGAGGCGUGGUCAGCUGUCGCCGCCUUGUCUCCACCACCGUGUGGCAGUAGCAGCAACAGCAGCAAUAGCCAUGGCGGUGGCAGCUGUCGCCACUUUCUGCCUCGAAGCGCCGGCUGCUGCCUCGCUCGAGUCAGCUGCCAGGGCGCCUACGCGGUCGCCGCCAGCAGCAACUGCACCAGUGGCAGCACCAGUGGCAGUGGCAGUAGCAGCUUGGGGCAGGGCGGGGACUGGCGAGAGCGGUUCGAGUACCUGCGGUCUGCCGGCUACCCGUUGAAUGCGCCGGAAGCGGUGCGUCGCGCCGCGAGUGCGGGCCACGAGGCAGCGCUGCAGUACCUGCUAGCCACACAGGAGGGCAGGUGGCUGGUGCGGGGCAUGCGGGGUGCGCAGCCGCGCCGCAGCGACGGCGGGGCCGCUCGGCCGCCUAACGGCGGUGAGGAAGCAGGCUGGGAGGAUGAGGACGUGGGGUGGCUGGGGCUGGGGCCGGGAAAUGGAGAGGAGGACGAGGACGACAACGGGCCAGGCCACAGAGGCGCGGCGGCAAGCAGAGCGGGCGCGCUUCAUGCUGUGUCCCGGGCUGCGCGCGCGGCGGCUCGGGGCGGUCAUAUCGGCGUGCUUCGCGUUCUGGCAGCACAUGGUCUGGACCUGCAGCAGGUGCCGCUGCUGCUGCCGGCCGCGGUGCGCAAGCGGCAGCUCGAGUGCGCCGCGUGGCUGCUGGAGCACGUGUUUGGGCUGCCCUCUCCAAGCGCAAGCAGCAGCGGCAGCAGCCCUGGCGACACUAACACUGGCAAGUAUACGGGUCGCGGUGGCAUCAAUUGUGCUAUGGGCUCUGCUAGAGGCGCCGCUUCCGUGGGCGACAUUGAGGCGGGUAAACUGGUGAUGGACGCCAGCGCCGCGGUGGAGGCUUGCCUGGAGUCCACGUCGGCUAAGCCCAGAACAAGUCCGGUGCCACAGUCAGGCACGGCCUUGACUACCGCAGCAGUGGUGCCUUCUCGGAAUCAACCCCUUCCGCCAGGGCUGCUGACGCGCACGCUGCUGUUGUCGGCUGCGGGCUCCGGCUGUCCCAGGAUGGUGGCCUUCGUGCACGAGCGCCUGCGGGUUGGCGGCAUCAGCACCAGCACCAGCACCAGCACCAGCAUCAGCGCAAGUGAGCUCGCCAGCGGCAGUGCCGAUGUCGCCGAUGGACCGGGGUGUGGCGUCAGCCCUCCUGCGGCUUCAGGCGCUGCUAGCUCAGGCCCUGGCUCCGAGGCUGGCGGGUCUCAGUCUGGCGACGUCAGCGCGGGGCCUGCCGGUGCUGGCCACACGGAACCGCCGCCGCCGCAGUCCGAGCCAGCGCAGCCGCCAGUGUGGCCCCACGUGCAGUCACAUGGAGAGGGCAAUGGCGCUGCAGGGAGCGCCGAUGCCGCCGACAAGGCAGGCGCUGCCCCGGGCGGGCCCCUGGCAGCCCCUAACGUGCAGGCCCAGUCGGUAUCGGCACCAGGCGGCGCGGCUGGAGAGGGCGGGGUGCCGGCUGGCGUGCCGGAGGCCCUUGCUUCCGCAGCAGCAACUGGCCAUACGGCUGCUGUCGAAGCCGCGGAGGUCGUGGCGCCAUCACCGGAGGCGGACACGGAGGGGCACAAAGAGCCGCAGCCGACAUGGGACGAGGCGGCGUGGGCGGCCGCUGCCAAAGCGGGCUGUGUGCAGGUGCUGGAGCUGCUGGCAUCGUACGGCUGCCCCAUGGGGACCAAUGGCGACCCUUACGUGGCGGCGGCGCGCAACGGCGACCUAGCCACCCUGCGCUGCCUGCGCCGCCUGGGCUGCUCCUGGGGCCCGCCCGUUCCGCCCCAGCCGCAGCACGACUCUGAUGACUCCUUCACCUUCAGCAUCGGCUCCACGGUGUUUGCAAGGGCAGUGACGGCCACGGCUCGCCGCGAGUGGAGCAGCCUGCCUGUGCUGCAGCUGCUGCUGGACCUAGGGUGUCCGGUGGAUUGGGACGAGGCGGCGUCACGGGCUCGCGACUUCAGGGGGUCGAAGCCGGAGACCUUCCUGUGGGUGGUCGAGCAACAGGCCAAGGCAGAAGAGGAGGGCGGUGGAGACAGAGGGGGCCAGGGCGGGAGGAGGCAGGGCUGCGGACGCGCGCGGGGUAGCGGUGCUGGCACCGGCGCCGGCGCGCGGCGGCGGGAUGGGGCUGUGGGGGCGGCGGGCGGCGGUGCGGGAGGAGUAGCAGGGUCUGGAUGGAAGCGGUGUGUCGCGCUGGCGGUGCUGGGCUGCUGCGCCUUCGCUGCGCGCAGUUUGCUGCACAGGCGUGCCUCGGGGCGCGGUUGAGGGAGACAGGCCUGAAGGCACAACGUACGCGUUCGGCUUUCUGGUUUCAGGUGUACGCAUAGAGUCGGGUGUGUAGAGUACAGCGACUGAAAGCAAUGGGUGACGUAAAUCACCGUACGCCAUAUGUAUUUACGCAGUGACCGCGUACCAUUGCUACAUAUAUAUGUAGAGGACUGAUGGGGGGUGAUGAUGAUGAUGAUGUGUGUGUGUAUGUGUGUGUGUGUGUAAGAGCACAAGGAAAACAUUACGCGUAGGACAGUGUAUGCUAUGCAGAGUUACGGCCGCGGAUUGCCUUCAGAGUAUACUUUACCGCAGCCGACCGACCUGAUGAUGAUGAUGAUGUGUGUGUGUGUGUGUGUGUGUGUGUGUGUGUGUGUGUGUGUGUGUGUGUGUGUGUGUGUCCGCGCGCACGCGCGCUCUGCUGCAGCGUGUGUGUGCAGAGUCUGGAGGACAGGGCACUUGUCCUGUCUUCCCCAGCCGUCCGACCUAGGUCCGUGACUUGAAGGCAGAGUAUGGAUUGCCAGCAGGGGAGGCACGGACCUCCGUUGAGCGUUGGGGGGCGGGGUCGCAGGAUAGCAGACAGGUACAACUUGGGGUAGAACAGGAACGUUGACGGGGCGGUUGCGGCUUUUGCUCUUGUUGUGGCAUCGGUACCCAUGUUGUGCCGUGCGGCCUAGGUCCGUGCUAAGCGAGCGGAGUCGACGAGCACUAACUUGCCUGUAUUAAACACGUAUGCAGGACUGCAGGCUUAUGUAGUGGGCCUUGCGGGCGUGCGGCUGUGGUGGUGGGUUGUAGAGUUGUGGAACGCUUCUAUGCCUUAAUAGCCUGGGCGCUGUGCUUGCUCCGCUCGCAUUGGUGAACUCCGGUACAUGACAUGCCAAUGAACUUCGUUCAUUUGUGUGUGCCGCUCUUGGGUGGUGGAAGGGCAGUGGGAUGCACGAGGGG